Momordica charantia (bitter melon) is the source of this 2095-nucleotide messenger RNA. RefSeq names its product DNA-binding protein. Gene Ontology annotation, cellular component: nucleus. The record is from RefSeq and is a predicted model, not a curated record. Gene Ontology annotation, molecular function: RNA polymerase II transcription regulatory region sequence-specific DNA binding; chromatin binding; histone binding. Lineage: Eukaryota; Viridiplantae; Streptophyta; Magnoliopsida; Cucurbitales; Cucurbitaceae. Gene Ontology annotation, biological process: positive regulation of transcription by RNA polymerase II.
UUUGCCCCCUCUCAGUCCAUCCGUUGUCCUUAUGAAGCCAUCAAUCUCGUCGAAAUUCGUCGCCGGAGUAGCUUCGCCGGAACCCUAUGGUCCCAUAAACUAGUAAUCAACGGACGUUCUGGUGCAGUGAAAUGGCGGGCUAGAAGAAAGUCGGGAGGCAGAGCUUUUGUAGUUUCAUGCUCUUCUUCGCGCGGUACAUGCUGUGUUGAGUGAAUGAGGCAAUAUUACUUUGGAGUAGAACAAUCAGAAUGAACAAAGGGUUUUGGAUGACAAAGGGUCCUGGGCACGAAAAUGAUGCAAAUUCAACUUUUGAUGGCCCAUCAUUAUUGGACUCGAAGCGGGCACAUCACUGGUUUGUAGAUGGUUGUGAGACACAGGUUUUUCCCAACAAGAAGCAAGCAAUUCAAUCUCCAAACAGCAAAAUGACUGGAGGGUUGUCAAAUAUGAAUGUUCUUCCUUGGGAGCAGCAUAGUGCUAAUUAUCAGUCUGUUUCACACCAACUUAUUGGUCGCUUAUUUGGACCUGAAUCAGUAAGGUCUACUGACUUUGAUCUAACGAAAGCAUCUCCUGUAAUUUCUGAUAGUUUGGAUCUCGGGAGAAAAGGUAUUGAAGACCAAUAUGGAGAGGAUGCAUCCGUAGGGUUGUCUAUAUCUCAUGGUAUGGAGGAUUCUGAAACAUCUCUCAGCUAUGGAGGAAUUAGAAAAGUGAAAAUCAAUCAGGUUAAAGAUAAUCUACAUGGUCUGCAAGCGUCUCUAAGAAAUAAUUCUAGUAGGGAAGAUGGUGAUCAAAUAUCCAUAGAAGGAUACUAUAAGGAAACUGAAACGGGUCUUGCAUCUGCGGGAUCAGCCUAUAUUAAGGAGGACGACAGUUUCAAUUUGAUGAAUCAACCCUCCAACGAUGGGGAUCACCAUAUUAGGUUUCUAGGUCCUGGUGGGAAGGUAGAUGGCAAUGUUGUCUCAAUUGGUGAUGAUUACGGUAAGCGGGAUGCAAAUAUAAUCUCAUUUGGGGGAUUUCCUGAUGAGCAAGAUAUCAUCUCGUUAGGCAGGUCUCUUGGAAGCCAUGACCCAACAUUUUACGAAUCUUCAUUCCAAUCAUCUGAAGCUCCAGGUCUCACAGAGUUGGAAUCAUCAAAUUUUGAUGUAGCUGUUGCUGUAAGUAGUAAUCAAAUUGCUAAGCAAAAGCCUGAUACAACCCCAAAGAGUAGACCAGAAUACAAAAUGAGGAAAGAAGCUCCAAACAGCUUUCCAUCAAAUGUUCGAAGUUUGAUAACGACUGGUAUGCUCGACGGCGUUCCUGUGAAGUAUGUUUCUGUAGCUAGAGAGGAGCUUCGUGGAAUUAUAAAUGGAUCCGGCUAUCUUUGUGGGUGCCAAUCUUGCAACUUCUCCAAGAUGCUUAAUGCCUAUGAGUUUGAGCGACACGCUGGCUGCAAAACAAAACACCCAAAUAAUCAUAUAUACUUUGAGAAUGGGAAGACAAUCUAUCAGAUAGUACAAGAAUUAAGAAGCACUCCGGAGAGCAUGUUGUUUGAUACAAUUCAGACUAUCUUUGGUGCACCAAUCAAUCAGAAAUCUUUCCGGAGUUGGAAAGAAUCAUUUCAAGCAGCUACACGAGAGCUUCAGCGCAUCUAUGGCAAGGAAGAACUUAACCUUUAGUUGACUCCCUUCAUCGCCAGUUCUGUAAAUGUAGGUAAAGGUUAGUUGGAUUCUGUGCAAAAGAAUCAAGUUUUACUUUCUACUGAUCCACAUUCUACAAUUUCGUCGAAUUAGAAAAUAGAUAUUUAUCCCCUACCCGCCCUGAUGCAUCUCGUUGGUGGGUGAAGUUCAAUAUCAUAUUUCCCGUUGCCGAGAAAGAUGCAACGAUGUUUCAAGCACAGUGAACAGUGGGGGUUAGAAUUUAGAUUUAGCACCUUAUCUGGAGUAUUUGUGACCAAUUUGUUUUGGAAAAUACAUCCACAUUGUAAAUCUCUUAGCUCUGAAAUCUGACUCAACUUCUGUUGUUAACUGUGAAAACGAGUGGCUUUAGUGUUAUGUAUUUGGGGGUGGAGUUUUGAAAACAUUGAAAUUUUAAUUUAAACUUUUUGUUGUAACUGCUUCUA